AUUGUUAUGACACGAAGCAAAGUUGUUGUUUGCUUAUGUUUGCGUUUGAAAAAAAGUAAAUAAGCUAGCGAAAAUACGUUUGGCGAUAUUUGUACAGUUUUUAGGAUGAAUUCCUUGAAAACUUUGAUUACGGAAAAAGAAGGAGAGAAAGGAUAUUCUCGACAAUAUGUCAAAGUUACUGACACAACAGAAAAUGGAGUCGUUUGCAUUGAUUCAGAUUUGGAUUCUAAUGGGAAAUUCAGGGGCAUCACCCAUUUACUGAGUUCAGUUUUUUUACCCCAAGGAUACCCUUCAUCAGUCAGUGAUGACUAUUUAGAGUACCAAAUCUGGGAUACAAUUCAGGCUUUCGCUAGUAGCUUAUCAGGAUCUUUGUCAACGAGGGCUAUACUAGAAGGAGUCGGAGUAGGAAGCAGCACUUCUACUCCUUUGGCUGCUACAUUAAUGUGGUUGAUAAAAGAUGGUACUGGAAUGGUUGGCCGAAUACUGUUUGCUUGGUGCAAUGGCACCAAGCUAGAUGCAGAUAGUAAGAAAUGGAGGUUUUUUGCAGACCUUCUCAAUGACUGUGCUCUAAGCCUAGAAUUAUGUGCUCCUUAUGCUGUAGCGGCAGUUGGAGGAUCUAACGGAACUAUGACUAGUAUUCUUUGUGUUGCUGGGGUAGCCAAAUCGAUUGUUGGAGUAGCUGGAGGUGCAACAAGAGCAGCUUUAACCCAACAUCAGGCCCGACAAGGGAAUCUUGCCGAUGUAUCGGCCAAGGACGGAAGCCAAGAAACCCUGGUGAAUUUAGCUGCCCUAAUAACUAGUCUUUGGCUUUUACCUAUUUUAGAUGGCGCUACAGGGUUGACAUGGUUAAUGUUUUUCCUCUUUACGUUGUUGCACGUCUUCGCUAACCUGAAGGCUGUAAAAGCCGUCACCAUGGAAACUCUUAAUAGGGCUAGAUAUAUGAUUAUUUUGAAGCAGUUUGCCUCAACCAAAUAUGUGGCGUCCGUUAAAGAAGUUAACCGACUUGAACCCGUCAUCAUAGGACUCAUUCCGACUGAGGAGGAUUUGUGCGGUUACCGAAUACAACUUGGAUGCUCAAUCAAGGCUGUUGCAUCCCAAAGUAUUUUUGAAAAGCAUUUGGCUCAUUAUUCUGAACGGAAUUUUGCUGUGAUUCCUGAUUCGCUCACUAAAACUAUCUACGUCAUCUAUCGGCGAGAUUGUACGGUGGAAGAUAUGCUGGAAUCUUACUCGCAGGCUGUUCUAUCUGCCAUGCUUUCUUCCGGAUAUUCGAUUAUGGAUUUGGACCCACCGCUCGACGGUGAUAUCUCGAACGCGCUGAAUCAACUGGAGAAAAGUAGCUAUUGGAAAGAGCUUCAGCAGGGUCUAGUAAAUCAAGGUUGGAAUCUGGGUCAGUCGCUGUUAGCCCCAGGCGAAUGGAGAGCAUCAUGGUGAAAAUUGGACAAAAAAAAAUCAUUAAAGCGGGAAAUUUUAAAUACAUUUUUUAAAACUGGA
Messenger RNA from Daphnia pulex (common water flea), 1491 nucleotides. Its product is annotated as RUS family member 1-like. The coding region runs from base 106 to 1431 and encodes 441 amino acids. The record is from RefSeq and is a predicted model, not a curated record. The transcript is spliced from 9 exons. NCBI's taxonomy places the organism in Eukaryota, Metazoa, Arthropoda, Branchiopoda, Diplostraca, Daphniidae.